AUGAAAAACAAAAUAAAAAAAUAACCACCUUAAUAUGCCCUCAAAUUAACAAAAUUAAAUUAACCUCUUGAUUCCAAAAAUCUAAAAGUACUCAAUCUUUAAGGAUUAUAAUUAUAACAAUUUGAUAUCAAAGUGGAAAAUCUAUUAACUCUUAUUUUAGAUUUUAACAAUCUUAGAAAUUUAGACAUCAUUUCUUAAUUUCCUAAUUUAAACACUUUGUCCAUAACUAAUAAUUAAAUAGAAGAAUUCAAUGUCCCUUCAAGUAUUAUACUUAAUAUUAUCAAGCUCUUAGGAUAUUAAAUAUAUCAAAUAAUCUCUUAAAGACUAUCCAUCUAAAAUAAUUAUAGUAAUUAGAUGCUAGUUCCAAUUAAUUAUAAUUCAUUUAAUAAGAUUAAUAAAAUAAUCUCAUAUAGUUAAAAUUAGAUUGGUUAAGAAUAAUAAAUUAAAAUGAUGUAUGGGAGCAUUUAACAAUAAAAUAGUUUGCAAAUUAAUAAUAAAUUACUUUUAGAUAAUUUUUAGACAAAGCAAUUGAAUUAUAAAUACAAUAUGGAUUCAAAAAAGAACAAAAUUAUUUCAAUCAAAAAAUUAUUCAUACAUCUAUGAUCUAAAAUGAUAAGUAUUAUUUUGAUUUAAUCUUACCCUAUUAUAAAGAAAAUCGACAUUUCUUUGAUAAUUCUGAAACUCCUUUAUGUUUAGCUAUUAAAAAACUAAAAAUGAAUUUUAUUGCAGAUCUUAUGAGUAAUAUUCCCAUCAAAUAUGAAAUUGAUGCAUUUCAUGAAUCCAUAAAAUAAGGACAAAUUUCAUUAGUAAAACAAUUUUUAGAGUUGGGAAUUGAUUGUAAUGGUUUUAGUUAAAAAGGAUUAACUCCAUUAACCAAUGCUGUCUUGAAUAUUACUUAAAUGAAUAUGGAAAUGAUAAUUCAUUUACUUCUUUAAAGUUAAGCUAAUCCAAAUAAAUUAAAUUUAAAUGGAUAAUCAUUAGUAUAAAUGUGUAUUAUUAAAUCAAAUCUUACUGCUCUUAGAUUCAUAAUCAAUUUAAAUAAAAAAAAAUAAACUAAAUUAAAAUUUAAAAUGAACAUUAAAAAUACUAAUGGAGAUUAUCCUUUACAUUUAGCUGUAAAUAGUGUUAGCAUUCUUUAUUUUUUGCUUAACAAUCAAAUUGGAAAUCCUUUAUAAGUUAACUAUUAAAAUCUUACAGCUAAAUAAAUGCCAUUCUCUUAAAAUAGACCACUUAUUUAUAAAUUAUUACAAAAAGAAGAAAGAGUAUAAGUAGCAAAGUAAUUAGCUAAAAAUGAUAUGAGAUUUAGAAUUUUGAAUAAAUGUUAAAAUACAUAAAAAGAUUAUAGUAGUGACAGUUCUUGUCCUGAAUUAUCUGAAGAUGAAAUGCCUAAUAAACCAAAAAUUAAUAGAAAAUAUAUAACUGAAAUUGAUGAAUUAAGUGAAGAUAUAAGAUAAUUAUCUGAAGAUGAAGAAUGCUAACAUAAUUGUAGUUCAGAAUCAGAAAUAUAAUAUCCAAAAGAUAAUCUAAAAUCCCUUAAAUUAGUUUAAUUAAAUCAUUAAAAUUAUCAACUUUUUAAAUUUGAUUAACAUGUUAGAUAAAAGAGUAUAUUAAUUAAUAAAAUUAAUAAGAAAAGAUUAAAUGCAGAUUAGUUUAAUUAUUAUUCAAGACAAGGAUAAAAUUUUAAAGAAAAAAUUAAUUCUUUAAUUUGUUUAAGAUAAGAAUUAUUGCUACUUGGAUAGAUAAGAGAAUAUUCAGAUUUAAUUUGUUCUGAUUUUGCAUCAUAUAUGAGUAAACUCAAUUAAACUAUAUUCAAUUUAGAAUCAGACUUUCAAAAGGAUUCACUUAAAGAUUAUAUGAAUUUUUAAUAAGUUUAAUUUUUAAUAUGAGUUACUUUAGUGAUAUCAAUAUUAAUUAUUUUAUGUAGAGUUUAUAAGUUUCAAUUGUUGAUAAAUACCCUGAUAGAGUGUAUGAAUAUUGCAAAUUAUUCUUAGCCCAAUUUUACUUGAAAUAACAGAUAAAUCUAAAAUUCGCUUUUCAGAUGGAUCAAAAUUCAAAAAGUAUUUGAUAAGUAAAUCAGAUCAUUUUUAUCAUUUUUUUUAAAUACUUAGAAACUCUUUAAAAUUGUCAAAGUAAGAAGCAAUCUAUCUAUUUGUGAACAAUACAGGAUUGAUCAAACCUGGUAAUUAUAAUUUCAUAUUCAGAAAGUUAAGUUGGAGAAAUCUAUUCAAAACAUCAUAGCAAUGAUGGUUUUUUGAGAAUCAUUUUAAGUGAAUAUGCUACAUUUGGACAUUGUUGA
Molecule: messenger RNA, 2296 nt
Organism: Paramecium pentaurelia
Lineage: Eukaryota; Ciliophora; Oligohymenophorea; Peniculida; Parameciidae
Source: the annotation of a GenBank genome assembly